AUGGUGGAGGACAGCGGCGAGGAGGAGGCGGAGGGGGAGAACGGGGAGAUGCCGGCGGCCGCCGCCGUGCCCUCCCUGCAGCGCUGCAACGGCUUCCUCCCCGGCAAGGAGGCGGAGGACGGCGGGCGGGCGGCCCCGGCGGGCGGCGGGGAGCGGGCGGCGGAGGCCGAGGCCAUGCUGUCGGCGGCAGGCGGCCGGGUGGAGACGCGCCUGUCGCGGCGGCGGCUGGCGGUGCUGGCCGUCUUCAGCUGCUACUCGCUGGUGAACGCUUUCCAGUGGAUCCAGUACAGCAUCCUCAGCAACGUCUUCGCCGGCUUCUACGGCGUCUCCUUCACGCAGAUAGACUGGCUCUCCAUGGUCUACAUGGUGGCCUACGUGCCGCUGAUCCUGCCCGCCACCUGGCUGCUGGACGCCCGCGGCCUGCGCCUCACCGCCCUGCUGGGCGCCGGCCUCAACGGCCUGGGCGCCUGGCUCAAGUGUGCCAGCCUGGCCCCCGACCGGUACCCGCUCACCCUGACGGCCCAGGCCGUCUGCGCCGUCGCCCAGGUCUUCAUCCUGGGGCUGCCCUCACGCAUCGCCUCCGUCUGGUUCGGCCCCACCGAGGUCUCCACCGCCUGCGCCGUGGCCGUGCUGGGCAACCAGCUUGGCACUGCAAUUGGCUUUUUGUUGCCACCUGUUUUGGUUCCAAACACACCUAACGAUAUCGAUCUAAUGGCACAUAACAUCAGCAUCAUGUUCUACGGAACAGCGAUAGUGUCCACACUUUUGUUCUUCUUAACAGGAGUUGUGUUUGAAGAAAAGCCCAAAUACCCUCCUAGUCACUCUCAAGCAGUCCUGCAAACUAUGCCUCCCGAGGAUUACUCCUACAAGCAGUCGAUUAUUAACUUGUUCAAAAAUAUCCCAUUUGUACUUUUGCUGAUCAGUUAUGGUAUUAUGACUGGGGCAUUUUAUUCUGUCUCCACAUUAUUAAACCAGAUGAUAGUAACUCAUUAUGAGGGAGAAGAAGUGAACGCUGGGAGAAUUGGCUUGACACUGGUGGUGGCAGGAAUGGUGGGUUCGAUUAUUUGUGGUUUGUGGCUGGAUUACACUAAAACAUACAAGCAAACUACUUUGAUUGUUUACAUUCUCUCUUUCAUUGGGUUGGUGGUAUUUACUUUCACCCUGGACCUCGGAUACCUUAUAGUAGUGUUCGUCAUUGGAGGAGUACUUGGGUUCUUCAUGACUGGCUAUCUCCCACUUGGGUUUGAAUUUGCUGUGGAAAUUACAUACCCAGAGUCUGAAGGCACUUCCUCAGGUCUCCUUAAUGCAUCAGCACAGAUAUUUGGAAUUGUCUUUACACUUGUUCAAGGAAAACUCACAACGGACUACAGUCCUCGUGCAGGAAACCUCUUUCUUUGUGCUUGGAUUUUUGUGGGCAUUAUCUUAACAGCCUUAAUAAAAUCAGAUUUGCGAAGACACAAUGUGAAUUCAGGGAUUAUGAAUUUGGAUGUUAAAGCUGUACCAGUUGACAGUCCUGUAGAACCUGAAAGUAGUACAUUAAAAAUUCAGUCAGCUUUAUAAAGCUGAAAGAAGGUGACUUAGAAAUGCACAAGUUUGGUUGGAUACUGAACAAUAUUAAUUAGUGUAAUCACUGGAUUUGUGUGUAUGAGUAGUAAAAUGUGUUUGGUGAUAUUGGUGAUAGUUGUGUGGUGGAAACUAUGAAGAUGGUCAGUUCAUUUUGCCCAAGAUGCAAACAAUUCACCUUUGUAUGGAAUAUUUAUUUUAACAGUUUUCAAUUUUUGCAGUUUCAUUAGUAAAGAACUAUGUGAAUGCUUUCCAUGCUAGGGAGACAUGUACUUUCAGGAUGCAUACUUGAAAAAAUCUGGAAUCCUGAAGUACAGUCAUCAUGAUCAGAAGUAUCUAAUACUCUUUUCUUGUUCAGUCUUUGCUAGUGCAUUUGAAAAGUCAGAGUAGGUAGCUGCGCAGCUGGAGGAUGUUCACAAGUUCCUUUUUUUUAAAUGUAUCUGUAUUUUUAAUAUAAGCCAGCGGUUCCUUCUGGGAAACUGUCUAUAGCACAAUACUGAAAACAAGAGAUGACUGCAAACUUGUGUGUUUCAUACUGGCAUCUGACACUUCUUUUGCCUUGAAACUUCUUGAUAGAUAUCAGAAGGCAGAUAAAAGAAAACACUAUCUUAUAGAUUCAUUGUAACAUUUCCAGGAAGAUUUAUAGAGUUUCCCACUAAAUACAUUGAAGAAAAAACAUUUCUUAUUAAAUACAGUAAAAAGCAGGAGAAAGGCCUUCGAUAUCUCUACUGUGAAGUAUUUAUAGGCAAUGGAACACGAACACACAGGUUGCCUCCGUGGAAUAUUUUGAGUGCUUUCUCAGUUAAAGUGAGAGGACUACGUGUUUACAAAGAGCUGGUGCCUUUACUUUGUAAAGAAGAUCCUUGCCUCAUCUUGAGUUUAAUCAGUGCUGCUGAAGAAAUUCCAUUUUGUGUGUUAAACCUCCUCUGAAUAUUUGUGGAGUAUCAGAAAAUGUGUUCUGUCCUUUUUUGCAUUUAUUUCUCUGCGUUAUGAAUUGUAUCAUUUGUCUCGUGAAAUUUUUGUGCUCGUAUAACUUAAAUCAUGUCUUUCGCAGUUUUUUAAAAGCUGUAAGGAUGACUGAAAGGAAAAUAGUGAUGUUUCACUUUGAAAUAUUUGCUGUUUGUAUCGUGCAUCUUAGCUACAGAAGGAGCAGACUUCAUUAACAUUCA
Messenger RNA from Gymnogyps californianus (California condor), 2732 nucleotides. RefSeq names its product FLVCR heme transporter 1 (gene FLVCR1). Gene Ontology annotation, biological process: heme export; transmembrane transport; mitochondrial transport. Gene Ontology annotation, molecular function: heme transmembrane transporter activity; heme binding. The coding region runs from base 1 to 1560 and encodes 519 amino acids. NCBI's taxonomy places the organism in Eukaryota, Metazoa, Chordata, Aves, Accipitriformes, Cathartidae. The record is from RefSeq and is a predicted model, not a curated record. The transcript is spliced from 10 exons. Gene Ontology annotation, cellular component: membrane; mitochondrion.